UUAUUAGUAUAUAUACAAGAUGAAAGAGAAAUGUUUUUCAUUUAGAAACGGGAGGACGAUGAUGAUGAUGAUAAUGAAGAUAGCUCCAUCCAAAUCCACAUUGAUACGCUUCAACCUAGUCUUGUUUGCUCUCUCUUUUCUUCUCUACACUGUGUUGUUUCUUCACCCUUCUACAUCAGUCUACUUCAGCAGCGCAGCUUCCUUUGUUGGAUGCUCCUUUCGUGAUUGCACUCCCAAGGUGGAGAGAGGAGUGAAGAUGCAAGAACUCAUUGUAGAGAACCAAAUAAACAAGAUAGGUAGUAACCAAACCAAGCUUGAGGCACCAAGCUUCAUGGAUGAGAUUAUAACAAGAGGGUUAGGGAAAACAAAGAUUGGGAUGGUGAACAUGGAAGAAUCUGAUCUUACACAAUGGAAACGUUAUGGAGAAACCAUCCACAUAAACUUUGAGCGUGUCUCCAAGUUUUUCUCAUGGCAUGACUUGUUUCCUGAGUGGAUAGAUGAAGAGGAAGAUACAGAGGUUCCCACAUGUCCUGAGAUACCAAUGCCUGAUUUUGAAACCAUAGAGAAGUUGGAUUUGAUAGUGGUGAAGCUGCCUUGUAAGUACCCUGAAGAAGGGUGGAGAAGAGAGGUGUUGAGGUUGCAAGUGAACUUAGUUGCGGCUAACUUGGCAGCCAAGAAAGUGAAAACGGAUUGGACAUGGAAGAGCAAAGUGUUGUUUUGGAGCAAAUGUCAACCGAUGAUUGAGAUUUUCCGGUGUGAUGAUUUGGAGAAGAGGGAGGGAGAUUGGUGGUUGUAUCGGCCUGAGGUGGUUAGGUUACAGCAGAAGCUUAGUUUACCAAUCGGAUCUUGUAAUCUUGCUCUUCCUUUGUGGGCACCACAAGGUAUAGACAAAGUGUAUGACCUAACGAAGAUACAAGCAGAGACAAGACGACCAAAACGUGAAGCCUACGCAACAGUGCUCCACUCAUCCGAAUCAUACGUCUGUGGUGCCAUAACUUUGGCUCAAAGCCUCCUUCAAACAAACACAAAACGUGACCUCAUCCUUCUCCACGAUGACUCCAUCUCCAUCGCUAAACUCCGAGCUCUCGCAGCCGCGGGAUGGAAGCUACGUCGAAUCCUAAGAAUCAGAAACCCACUUGCCGAAAAAGAUUCAUACAACGAGUAUAACUACAGCAAGUUUAGACUGUGGCAGUUGACGGAUUACGACAAAGUGGUCUUCAUUGAUGCUGACAUCAUUGUCCUACUUAACCUUGACAUUCUCUUCCACUUCCCUCAGAUGUCGGCCACCGGAAAUGAUGUUUGGAUAUUUAACUCUGGUGUUAUGGUCAUUGAGCCUUCUAAUUGUACGUUUAGUACGAUCAUGAGUCAACGAAGCGACAUCGUUUCAUAUAACGGUGGGGAUCAAGGGUAUCUAAACGAGAUAUUCGUGUGGUGGCACCGAUUACCUAGACGAAUAAACUUUCUAAAGAACUUCUGGUCGAACACAACCAACGAAAGAAACAUCAAGAACCACCUCUUCGCCGCCGAGCCGCCUCAGCUAUACGCAGUCCACUACUUGGGGUGGAAACCAUGGCUUUGUUACAGAGACUACGACUGCAACUUCGACGUGGACGAGCAGCUAGUGUACGCUAGCGACGCGGCGCACGGUAGAUGGUGGAAAGUGCACGACGCAAUGGAUGAAUCUCUGCAGAGGUUUUGUAGGCUGACGAAGCAGAGGAGGACAGAGAUUAACUGGGAGAGGAGGAGGGCGAGGCUUAGAGGUUCUACUGAUUUCCAUUGGAGGAUCAAUGUUACUGAUCCGAGACGACGUCGUUCUUAUUUGAUAGGCUAAUGAGUUUUUGUUUUCUAUAUAUAUGUAUAGAUGUGUAAUACUAAGACUUGAGACCCCAUUCUUCUUCUCGUUUAUUUUCUUUUCGAUUUUUCUGUGUGUGAUCUUUUUAGACCAUGUCAAUAAGAAUCUUACAAUUAUUUUGUUAUAA
Molecule: messenger RNA, 1979 nt
Organism: Eruca vesicaria subsp. sativa (arugula)
Lineage: Eukaryota; Viridiplantae; Streptophyta; Magnoliopsida; Brassicales; Brassicaceae
Source: the annotation of a GenBank genome assembly